AUGGUCUCGACCUCGCUCCGCCUCAUCGUCUUCCUCGCAAUCACGGACAGGUUUCGAGCCAUAACUGUGUGGGUCAAGAGACAAUAUCAUAAUUCUUGCGACACCUACACACCUUUGGCUUCAUGUGAGGCGGCUCCGAUUGUCUCUUCACCUCCUACUCCAUCUCUGUGGUUCACGGUUCGAAUCCUGUUGCUAAGGCCGAUGAAGCGAAGUCUCAUGUGUGAAGCCUUGAAAGUAGGUCUCACAUUCACGGCUUCGUGUGGAGACUUGCUGAAAGAAGGAGGCGUUUAA
This is a messenger RNA of Protopolystoma xenopodis, 291 nucleotides long. The record is from the annotation of a GenBank genome assembly. Lineage: Eukaryota; Metazoa; Platyhelminthes; Monogenea; Polystomatidea; Polystomatidae.